This is a messenger RNA of Botrytis porri, 708 nucleotides long. RefSeq lists its product as uncharacterized. The transcript is spliced from 3 exons. Lineage: Eukaryota; Fungi; Ascomycota; Leotiomycetes; Helotiales; Sclerotiniaceae. The record is from RefSeq and is a predicted model, not a curated record. The coding region runs from base 1 to 708 and encodes 235 amino acids.
AUGACCAAGCAUUCAAAAGACCAAGGACAGACUGCUGGCAAGCCGAAGCAGAGGACCAAGAAGAGUGAGAGAACCUCUCAUGAGUUCACUGCGCAGCCGAGCAGCAACGAUGAGCAAAAACAAGAGUUCAAUAACAUCAUGCAGUCAGAAGCUCGACCCAUAUCUCAAGAGAAGAUCGAUGAAGGGGCUCAAGUCUUCCACGCUGAUAUCAUGACGGUUGAAGAGAGACAUAUCGAAAUUGACAUUGCCUCCACACCUUGCGGAUGGAGUUCCGAUGAAGCCAAUUCUCAUCUCGAAGCAUCAGGAAAAAUAAUUCAGGGGCUUGUCGACGGUCUGUUACCUGCGAGCGACUUUGACAACGACCCUAAGGUAUUCUAUCACCUAGGUGCUCAAUUCCCUAUCCCCGUUCACUUCAACACGCAAUCCGCCGGGUAUACUUUACCACAAUUGUCAUGGAAAGCUCCCGUCAUUACUACUCAAACCAUUGCACUCUCCACACCAUCAUCAUACAACGCUUCGACUGUGGCGAUUGCUUACCAGAGUACUUAUGAUUUCCCAGUCACGGCAGACUAUAGUCACCCUACUACUACCACUCUCGAUACCCUUCCAGUGACGACUCAAUACCAGCUGGAAAGAUGGGUGUAUGAGAAUGAUCGUGAUGAGAUGACACCUGCCCAUCGAAUGGAAGAACAUAACUAUGACCUUUAG